Anopheles merus is the source of this 4308-nucleotide messenger RNA. RefSeq names its product GA-binding protein subunit beta-2 (gene Atac3). Gene Ontology annotation, cellular component: nucleus. Gene Ontology annotation, molecular function: transcription cis-regulatory region binding; protein binding. The transcript has 7 exons. The coding region runs from base 271 to 2364 and encodes 697 amino acids. Gene Ontology annotation, biological process: positive regulation of transcription by RNA polymerase II. Lineage: Eukaryota; Metazoa; Arthropoda; Insecta; Diptera; Culicidae. The record is from RefSeq and is a predicted model, not a curated record.
CAAACACCAACGCGAACAACGCGAACUGUCAAAAUAUUGAAUACACAAAUAGAACCUUUCAAUGUACGCCAAAACCGUGCCGACCGAGGAAAUUCUUUUUCUUAGUGGUUACUUCUGUUUCAUUUCGACGCACUCGGUGUUUCCGGCCGUUGCACUGCUCAGCGCACGAUCGUUGUCGUCGUCGAGGGAGGGGAACAUUACGGAAGGCGGUCGCGGCUCGCUAACGUACCGGACGGUGCUUUCCCGUGAAGCGCAGCCCGUACAGCAACCAUGUUUAUGGAGAAGAUCUUCGACAACGUUGGCGUUGAUAUGAUCACCAGCAAUGAUUCGGAGGAAUCGAUGGAGAAGUUUACCAACAGCAUCGGCGGUGGUAAAUAUCAAACGGUGAUAACGGAUCUCGGGAAGGCUCUGCUGCAGGCCGCCCGGGCCGGCAACACACCCAAGGUGCUCGAGCUGAUGGGCCGCGGUGCACCGUUCACCGCUGACUGGCUCGGGACAACACCGCUGCAUUUAGCCGCACGGCACAACCACAUCGAAACCUGCCGAGCGCUGCUAAGGGCCGGCAUAAGCAAGGACUCGAAAACCAAGGUCGACCGAACGCCCCUGCAUCUGGCUGCCUACCAUGGUAACAUAGAGAUAGUGGAGCUGUUGCUAAGCAGCAAGUGCGAGGUCGAUGCAAAGGAUUUGCUCAAAAUGACCCCUCUGCACUGGGCGGUGGAAAAGCGGCACAACAAGGUGGUGGAAAUGCUGCUCCAGCACGGUGCCGACCCGAACGCACUGUCCAAGUUCGACAAGUCGCCGAUACUGCUCGCCACCAACAUGAAGCAGAUGGAGCUGGUGCGGAUACUGAUGCUGGCGAACCAGAUGCGGGCGGCAAGCAGUGAACAAGUGGGGGUAAAGGAAGCGACCGACAGUCUUAUGCACGAGCUGCAGCAGCACAAGGAGCGCCACCUGCCGGACCAACCGACCGCCGCGAACGAAAACGACGAGAUCGAGGAUAACAUUACGAUGGAGCUGAGCAAUGACAGCAAUACGCAGCUGUCCGACCACUCGAACCACUCGCUGACGGACCAUUUAAUCGAGAAGGACGACAGCUUGAGCGACGCCAUAACAAACCUGGUCCAGAGCACGGAGACGGAUCCGAAAAAUCUCGACUCGUCCACGCUGCAGAUGCUGAAGGAGCAUGGCAUUUCGUUCAUGCCGUCGGAUGAUACCGGUAGCCUUAUCACGUCCGCGAUCAAGAGCGGCCGCAAGGUGGUGCUGUCCGAGGCGGGCAAGUACGCGCUUAAAGAAACGAGAAACAUUCACCCCCAGCAGCAGCAACAGCAGCACACGCAACCUGCCCAGAGGCAAACGGGAUCGUCGACCGUGCCCGCCACCGCCAUUAGCCAUCCCAAAACGAAGACAAUCAAAAUCAUUAAAAAGCAAGCCUCGUCGUCGGGCAACUCUUCGUUCGGGGUAAGCUUACCGGGCCAUCAGCAGCAGCAGCAGCACUCGCACAUCCAUCACGUACACCAGUCGAGCGCGACGGGCGCGACGCCGACGAUCAAGACGAACAAGGUGAUCAAAAUCCUCUCCCCGGAGGAGUUCAAACAGAUCUGCGGCGGUGAGGUGGGCGGCAUCAAGCGGGUGUCCUCCUCGGAGUACAAGAAGGUUCCGGUCGGGUCGGGCACGGUGAGAUUCCCCGUCGGCAGUCGCUCGCACGUGAUACCAUCGUCCCAUCAUGGUAGUGCCGUGGGCACGAAGCAGAUCAGCAAAAUCGUGAUGACGAAAUCCGGCCAGCGGUUUCCGGUGGUGGCGGCCGCCGGCAAAUCCGUCAGCGACCUGGUACAGACGAAGCACAGCAUCGCGAACGGACUGUCCAGUGGGCACAACCGGCACAUCAUCACGUCGGCGGACGGUGUGAAGCGGCUCCGGACGGCCACCGGUAUGGAGAUCAUCUCGUCCCUGCCCACCAAGCUGCCCCAGGAUACGGUCGUGUCGGUCGAAUCGUCGCCCCGGGUCGGCGCCGUGUACCACCGGGUGACGGCGAUGGGCAACCACCAUCACCACACGGCCACAAACACCACCACCACCACCACCACCUCCUCCUCCUCUUCCCUCUCGUCGGCGGUAAAAAGUGGCAGCGGGACGGCGGCCACCAAUCUCGUGGUGGAGCUGCUCGAACGUCAGCUGCUCGAGCUGAAAAAGCUCACCGAAGAUCUGCGGAAACAGUUCGACCUGUCGCAGAAGCAGAACGAGGAGUACCGGACGCGGGUCGAUAAGCUGGAGAAGGAGGUGCAAAUGCUCAAACAGCAGCAGCACGGGUCGGACGGUGGCACGGUGGCGGCGACGGCCGCCGGCAGCCUGGUCGAGAUACUGUAAAGCCCCAGUGUCACGGCCAGUAACGGUUGCGCGUAACGCGUACCGGUAACCGUACGUAUAUGGUGCAACCUUGACACACUUACACACACAAACACACACAAAACUCUACUACCUUUUAGGAAUAGCAUGUAAAAAACAAAAUGGGAGAGAAAAUUGAGCGCGUGUGUGGCACGCGCGAAAUUUCGUUGAAAAAUGUUAACAAGUUCGGGAAAUGUUGAUGAAACAUUGUUGGCUGCUGAUGAUGAUGGUAGUGAUGGGAGAAAUGGCAACAAUCCUGACGCGAGAUUACUUUCUAUACCUGAACUCUGGUGCUGCAUGUGUCUAUUUUUUACCUCUUUAGCUCUUUCGUUCGUUUAAGCACAACUUAAAGGCUGAAUUACGUUGUCUUAUGAUUGUACGCUUUAGCUAGUUUACAUUGUUCUGCUUGCAACGAUUCGGUUCUAUAACCGCUGGAAGAGUUGUUGCUUUUCUUGUUAUCAUAAUCAACCCACUGCGUUCAUAUUAGGUUUCCAAAUUACCGUUCCAUCGAAUCUCUGUUUGAGAAGAUUUCUUAAUCGUGCACAAGCAAAUUUAACCCAUUUUAGUUUCGUGGUUUUGAACAUGAGACGAUAACAGCAACAUUUAAGCGAACGAUCGCUUCAUCUACCUCGUCAAACACAGACGGUACUGAUUUAACAGGAACAAACAAACAAACAAACAAAUGAAAUAGCAAUAACAAACAGCAAUAGUGUGUAAAAGGUAAACGAAUCAACAAAACAGUCAACGAUGGAAACAGCAAAACGACUCCCAUCAUAACGGCCAUUUCAAAUGUAAAUUCAAACCGCGUGCGAGAAAGUGAGAAAAGAAAGUGAAAUUUUGCCACCAUCACCACAUCAUAAGCUGUAUAGGAGUUGUUGGUUUUAAAUUAUAGCGCUAGGGACUGUGCAGAAGCAACGGAGGAAACUAACUGCAACAAGCAGCAAAUAGAUGUGCUUUCUUUUGCGUUCGUUUAUGACGCUUUUGCGGAUCGUUUGUUUAACACAAAAGAGAAAGGGCGAAAUUGCCGUAUGAUCAUGAUACUAAUUGUGUGAUUGCUUUUUUUUUGGUUUCAAAAUUACUAAAACAAAACACCAAGCCAAUCACAAUGAAAGUGAACAGCUACUAAACACCUCAAAUUUACUUACAAUCGUUUGCAUUUAUUGAGCAAUUUCGCGACCACGUCUAAACGAAACACAAAAGUUCAUUCGGCAAUUUGUUCAGCCGUUUGUUGCAGUUUCCAAGUUGAAAUUGCCACCAAAAUGCACCCAAAUAAAAAGAGGGGGUGCAAGAAUCAGAUUAUACAUUACAGGGGGCUUUCCAGGAGCUCUUAUAGCUGUGGGACACAGUUUAUUGACUGUUUCGUACGGGAAAUGAACUUAAUGUAAUGGGAAUUGGACUUUACAGCAUGCUUGUUGGACAAGUCCAACAGGAAUUUCCAAGGAGGCUGUCCAAGAGAGUACAAUUCCCGUCAUAUGAUAUCCACUUCCCUUUAGAAAGAGUCAAGGAAGUGUCCCACAGCUAUAAGAACCCCUUGGAAAACCCUGUAUACUAAUAAGAGGCCUAGUAAGGUAGAAGACAGAUAGAUGGACAGGUAGGUCACAAAAUCACCACCAAUGCGCUCACAGCGCUGUGUUGCAUUGUUUGUUGUUUUUUUUGGCAGGCAGAUGUUUAAGCGGGUGGAAAAGCGUAAAAGAAUCGGGCUAGAAUUCGUUAGAAUCGUAAGCAAUAAUCGAAGAGAAGUGGGAGAUAGGGUAGAGGGGGAUGCGCUUUCUUCAUGUAACUCUCUCUCUCUCUCUGUCUCUCCCUUUAUCUCUCUGUCAUUGUUCCUCACAAAAGGGUUCAUCUUUUUUUUUCUUCUCUUGUACAUAUAGAAAUUAAGCCGCUAAACUUGUUUUGUAAAAUGUAACUUUACGUAACAUCGCCUUA